AUGCGGCUUGAAAUUUUUUGUCUUAUCUGGCUCGACACAAAUGCGAAUGCUACAGAAAUUCGAGAUACGGAACAAAGAUUACGUUCUAUUAUUAAUCAUCUCAAGAAGUUUAAAGAUGUAGAACAAUGUCAAAAAUAUAUUGAAGAAAGAUCGCAAAAAGAUCGAUUAGUUAUGAUUGUUAGUGGCCAAUUGGGACGAGAAAUCGUCCCUGUUAUUCACCAACUUCGACAAGUUAUAUCAAUCUAUGUUUAUUGUUUCGAUAAGAAACGUAAUGAGAAAUGGGCUUGUAAAUUUGCAAAAGUAAAAGCUGUUGUCGUUGAACUAGAUGAACUCAUCUCUCGAAUAAAAGCUGAGCAUAAAAUUCAGAAAAUGGUUGAAGAACCCUUGUCCAUUAAUAUUUUUACUACAAGUGCCGGUGCAGGGAAAUCGACAACAGGUUUAAAUGGUCAGUUUGUUUUUUCUCAACUUCUGAUUGAUUGUCUUCUUCGAUUAAAAUACACUGAAGAAGAUAAAAAGGAACUUAUUCGUAUUUGUAAACAACAAUAUGAAGGUAAUAGUGACGAAUUGAGUAAUCUUCUUGAAUUUUUGCAAGAUUAUUCACCGAAUAACGUUCUAUGGUGGUAUACACGAGAAUCAUUCUUUUACAAGACUCUUAAUGUAGCUCUCCGCACUCAAGAUAUUCAUUUAAUAUUUUUGUUUCGCGCAUAUAUCUCAGAUAUUCAUCAUCAAUUGAAAGGCCAUCAAGCUAAAAAUUCUCUCCGAGUCUAUCGAAGCCAAAGGAUUUCAAGUGAUGAACUAAGUACUUUGCAACAAUGUUGUGGGCAGUUUAUUUCAGUGAAUUCAUUUUUUUCUACCAGUACUGAUUAUCAACAUGCUCUUUCAUUUCUCAAUGUUCCUGAUGGUACAAACAAUUUGGAACCAGUAUUAUUUGAAAUUGAUGCCAACCCUAAGGUGGUCACUACAAAACCAUUCGCGGAAAUCAGUGCAUAUAGUGAAUUUAGUGAUGAAUCGGAAGUUCUCUUUAUGCUUGGUUCCAUUUUUCGUUUGAAAAGCGUCAAUCACAAUAGUAAUGACCAAGUAUGGGUCAUCAAAAUGACUGUAUGCAGUGAAAAUGAACAUGAAUUAAAACAUGUACUCACAGAUAUGAAAAAGCAACUUGGAAGUGGAGAAACAAAUCUUCAUAAAUUCGGAAAACUAUUAUGGGAAAUGGGAAAGCCUGACCUAGCUGAAAAAUACUUUAUUCGUAUGAUAGGACAACUGCCGCCCAACGACCUAUUACUUGCUGAUUUGUAUCAAGAUCUUGGCAAGCUUGCCUCAUAUGCCGGUGACUUGGACAAAAGUAUGGAAUGGCGUCAAAAAGCUAUCGCACUGAAAAAUCCGAAUGCAUUAGUUGGGACGGUCACUAUUGAUCAGCAUACCGAUUACAUUCAUGUAUUCUAUGAAGGUCAACCCAUAGCUGGUUCACCAUUUAAAUUUCAUGUUGAUCAAGUUCAAACAGAUUAUGUUACAGCGUAUGGAUCUGGUCUUAGUCAUGGUGUUUGUAAUGAAUCAUGUGACUUUCGUAUUGUAACUAAAGAUGCUGGUUCAGGCGGUCUAUCAGUUACUGUCGAAGGAAGUUCAAAAGCUGAAAUUCAAUGUGAAGAUAAUAAAGAUGGUACAUGUGACGUUACUUAUUGGCCGACUGCACCUGGUGAAUAUACAAUAGCUGUUAAAUUUGCUGGUAAACAUAUUGUUGGUUCACCAUUUACUGCUAAAAUAACUGGUUCAACAUUAUCAAGUGAAAAUCGUAAACGCUCACAAGUUAUGGGUGGAAAUCAAAGUGAAAUAAGUUUACGUGUAACUGAAAUAGAUAUACAUGAUUUAAAUGCCACAAAACGUUCACCCAGUGGUAUAGAAGAUAUAUGUUUAUUAAAAAAAUUAGCUAAUGGAAGUCUUGGUAUAUCAUUUAUACCAAAAGAAAUUGGUGAGCAUUUAGUAAAUGUUUAUCGUGAUGGAAAAAACAUUGAAAAUAGUCCAUUUCGUAUACAUGUUGAUUCAUCAGAAAUUGGUGAUGCUAGUAAAGUGAAAGUAUCUGGACGAGGUUUAAAAGAAGGUUAUGCUAAUCAAUUUAAUGAUUUUACUGUUGUUACACGUGAUGCUGGUUAUGGUGGCUUAUCAUUGUCAAUUGAAGGACCAUCAAAGGCUGAUAUUGAAUGUCAUGAUAAUGAAGAUGGUUCAUGUCUUGUUACAUAUAGACCAACUGAACCUGGAAUUUAUAUUCUUAAUGUUAAAUUUGCUGAUAAACAUGUAUCUGGUAGUCCAUUUACAGUUAAUGUUGGUGGUCAUGGAUCAAGUCGACUUCGUGAAAGCAUUAUACGUGAACGUCGUGCUGCUGAUAUAACACAUAUUGGUAGUCAAUGUGAAUUAUCCCUUAAAAUUCCUGGUACUUCAUCGUUUGAUAUGAGUGCUUAUGUUACAAGUCCAAUAGGACGUUUAGAAAACUGUGAAAUUGUUGAACUUGAUGAUUGUAAUUAUUCAAUUAAAUUUAUUCCCAAAGAAAUGGGUGUUCAUACUGUUAGUGUUAAACAUAAAGAUAUGCAUAUACCUGGUAGUCCAUUUGAAUUUACUGUUGGUCCAAUACUAGAUGGCGGUGCUCAUAAAGUUCGCGCUAGCGGUAAUGGUCUUAUACGUGGUGAAGUUCAUGUAACAAACGAAUUUAAUAUUUAUACACGUGAAGCAGGUGCUGGUGGUUUAGCUAUUGCUGUUGAAGGUCCAGCUAAAGCUGAAAUAGACUUUUUUGAUCGUAAAGAUGGUUCAUGCGGUGUAGCUUAUGUAUGUCCAGAACCAGGUGAUUAUCAAAUUUCAAUUAAAUUUAAUGAUGAACAUAUUCCCGAAUCACCAUUUAAUGUUUCAAUCGUACCACCAUUUGGUGAUGCUAAGAAACUUACAAUACACAGUCUUAAAACCAAAGGUCUUGAUGUAAAUCGACAAUAUACAUUUACUGUUAAUGUUA
Messenger RNA from Rotaria sp. Silwood1, 2992 nucleotides. NCBI's taxonomy places the organism in Eukaryota, Metazoa, Rotifera, Eurotatoria, Philodinida, Philodinidae. The record is from the annotation of a GenBank genome assembly.